AUGCUGAAACUAACAGCUAACACAACGUGUGCACAGACAGGUCAAAGUCCAAUACAACAAAUAAGCACAGGACAUACUGACUCCAGUGACGAAGAUUUAACUGUGGCCCAGGAAUUAGAAAAAGAGAUAUGUAAAGCCACGUCACAGGUAAACAAAUCUACGGUUAACACAGAUCUUGAGUCCAUUGUUAGAGUGGAAAUGUGCAUCUAA
Parnassius apollo (apollo) is the source of this 210-nucleotide messenger RNA. NCBI's taxonomy places the organism in Eukaryota, Metazoa, Arthropoda, Insecta, Lepidoptera, Papilionidae. The record is from the annotation of a GenBank genome assembly.